Messenger RNA from Haemonchus placei, 130 nucleotides. Lineage: Eukaryota; Metazoa; Nematoda; Chromadorea; Rhabditida; Trichostrongylidae. The record is from the annotation of a GenBank genome assembly.
AUGAGGGUACUUGAGCGAUUGGAGUAGGUUGCGUCAUCGAAGUGGAGGGAGCAAAGCGGAUAAGAUUGGGCGAAAUGGACAGUGUUCUUGCGGAUAUCCUCCAUUUCAAAUCCGAGUUUCCGGAAAAUGA